AUGGAGAAGUAUGAAGGAGAAAUGCCUAGAAUGAAGAAUUCAGGGCGUAUAAUGGGUUUUGAGAAGGUUAAGGGAGGAGAAAAUGGGGGGUUUUCUGAGUCACGGGCACAAUUGAAUUUGAAAAAUCUGCAACAUGUACCGUGUAAAUUUUAUCGUCAGGGAGUUUGUACAGCAGGGAAAAAUUGCCCUUUUUCGCAUAAUUUGAGCUUAGAAGCAGAGGGUGCACCAUGCAAAUAUUUUCAGAAAGGGAAUUGUAAAUUUGGAGCAAGAUGUGCACUGGCACAUGUAUAUCUUGAUGGGAGUCGUUCAGAUACACAGACUCUUUCCUUUCCCUAUGGUUUGAAUUAUGGUGCUUCUGUCGAAAUGAAGCAAAUGCCUAUGCCUCAUAAUGGUCAUUUACAAGAAACCUAUUCUAAUGUCCCUUUGAAGUCUAGGGAAUAUAGUUUUUCUAUGGAUGAAAAUUUAGUGAUGUUGAACAAAUCGUUUUUAAAGGGAAAUCAUGCACUUAUACCCUAUCUUUUAACUUAUACCAAUAAUUCUGAAUUAAUAUUUCCGUUGAAAUCUACUGAAAAUACUGCUUUACAUGAAACGCAAUUAUUUCCGAGUUUUGACAAUAAUAAAACAUAUUCUUCACGCCAUGAAGUAUUUUCUGACUCAGUUUCUACAAAAACAAGUUAUCCUGAUAUUUCUUCUUUAUCGCUUUCUGGAGCCAGUUCAAUGCAUUCUUCAAUGCAACAUAAAAAUGAUGCAUUUUCACCUCUUUUAAAUAAUUCAAGAACCGUCUUUCUUGAUGAUUCUUCUCCGUUUAAACAUGAAAAAUUAUUAAAAGCUCAAAAUGAUUUAACAGUGUCGAAUUCUUCAAAAAAAUAUUUAGGAAAUAAUAAUAUAUAUAAUAUCCCACCAAUUUUUUUUUCUAAAGAUACAUGGUCUGAUCCAUGGAAAAGUUCACCUAUUUUAAAAAAUAAUGAUAAGGAUUUAUCUAGAUUGACUGUUGAAGAAAAACCAUCUUUACCUGUUUCACAAAGAUCAUUUACAUUUAAUGAGUUUCAAUUUCGAAAAGCUGAUGAUCAUGAACCUGUCUCCAAUAUUAAUUUUCGAUCAAAUCCAUCAAGCUUUGGAACAUCCCCAUCUUCAAGAUUUUCUACAUUUUUCUCUAAAUAUAAUGAGUAUUCUGAUAAUAUGGCUCUCAAAGAUUUUUCUGGGACUGAUUCAUAUCAUGAAUUUGUUCAACCAUAUUAUAAUGAAUAUAAUCAUUAUCAAAUGAAUGAAUUUCAGGUGUCAAACGUAUUAUCAAAUAUUGUAAAAGACAAUAAUAUUGUUCAUUCUAAAAAUUCUCCAUCUGAACAGAAAUUGAGUGAAAAAAUAAACCAGAAUUCUUUAUCGAUAAAUAACAAUGGGGUCAUUAAAAAGCCUCUUAUUGUAAUUGAUGACGAAACGCAAUUCCAUAUGGAUGAGGAAAUGCCUGAAAAUAUUGCCCCAUAA
Pneumocystis jirovecii RU7 is the source of this 1482-nucleotide messenger RNA. RefSeq lists its product as uncharacterized. The record is from RefSeq and is a predicted model, not a curated record. Gene Ontology annotation, molecular function: metal ion binding; ubiquitin protein ligase activity. Lineage: Eukaryota; Fungi; Ascomycota; Pneumocystomycetes; Pneumocystales; Pneumocystaceae. Bases 1 to 1482 code for a protein of 493 amino acids. The transcript is spliced from 5 exons. Gene Ontology annotation, biological process: protein polyubiquitination.